Messenger RNA from Musa acuminata subsp. malaccensis (wild Malaysian banana), 1635 nucleotides. Its product is annotated as aspartyl protease family protein 1-like. Gene Ontology annotation, biological process: proteolysis. The record is from RefSeq and is a predicted model, not a curated record. Gene Ontology annotation, molecular function: aspartic-type endopeptidase activity. Lineage: Eukaryota; Viridiplantae; Streptophyta; Magnoliopsida; Zingiberales; Musaceae.
UCCAUGGCUUCCCAACCCCUCGCCGCGCUUGUGCUCCUGCUCACCGCCUCGCUGCUCGUGGCGGGAGCAGACGCGACCAGCCUCGAGAUCCGCCACCGCUUCUCCGACCGCAUGCGGGAGUGGGCGGAGGCCCAUGGUGUCGCCGGCAUGCGGUGGCCCCAGAAAGGAACCGUUGAGUACUACGCCUCCCUCGCCCGCCACGACCGCGCUCUCCGUGGCCGCUCCCUCGCCUCCAACUUCUCUGAGCUCGCCUUGGCCGACGGCAACGCUACCUUCCUGGAGCAAAACCUGGAAUUCUUGUACUAUGCCGUGGUGGCGUUGGGGACGCCGAAGAAGCAUUUCCUGGUGGCGCUGAACACGGAGAACGGCUGGUUCUGGGUGCCGUGCGACUGCCUGCAGUGUGCUCCCACCUCCAACCCCAUCAAAUAUGGACAAAACGUGACCUUCAACGUCUACAACCCGACCAACUCCUCGACGAGCCGAAGCGUACUCUGCAGCGACAGCAUCUGCGGCAACACCUGCCCUGGAUCGAACGCCACCUGCCCCUACUCCGUCGAUUACCUCUACGUCAACACCUCCUCCUCCGGCACACUGGUCUCCGACACCUUGUACUUGGUCACAGACGACGCCGCUCAGCAACCGGUGAAAGCACCGGUCGUCUUCGGGUGCGGGCGGAACCAGAGCGGCGCGCUGCUCGACACUUUCGCCCCCAACGGCGUGCUGGGGCUCGGCCUCGGGGAGAUGGCCGUCCCCAGCGUCUUGGCAGCCGCCGGACUCGUCCCGGAUUCCUUCUCCCUCUGUUUCGGAGCUGAUGGCGUCGGCAGACUCGAUUUCGGAGACAGAGGCGGCGCCGGGCAACCAAGAACUCCGUUGAACAUGGACGGCAGCUCUUUCUACAACAUCAGCUUCACUGGAAUAGCCGUAGGGAAUCGUUCGACAGCAGCGAGUUUUACUGCCAUCGUCGACUCCGGUGUGGCCUUCACUUACCUGAGCGAUCCAACCUACUCAACACUCACCGAUAGCUUCCAUGCCCAAGUGCAGGACACCCCUCACAAGCCCGACCCAAAUCUUCCCUUCGAGUACUGCUACGAUGUCAGUGGCUCGACUCAAUCACCCAACAUUCCCUCCGUAGAUUUGACGACGGCAGGUGGAAGCAACUUUCCCGUCAAUUACCCUUUAAUUCUCGUGCAGGGGACAACAUACUGCCUCUCUGUGGUGAAGAACGACGGAUUCAAUUUAAUCGGGCAGAACUUCUUGGAAGGACUUCGCGUGGUGUUUGAUCGCGAAAGGUUGAACUUUGGCUGGGAGAAAUCGGAUUGCUACCAAGCUUCCAACUCGGUUGCAGUUCCAGCUUCUGCCCCUGCCCCUGCACCUGCACCUGCACCAGCGCCAGCACCAGCACCAGCGGCAGAUUCUUCUCCGGCGAGCAGUCCCGAUCUUCCUCCGGACAUUGAGGCCCCGGCGGCCAGUCCUCCUCGUAGCGGCGCCUGGCGUUUGAGCACCAUGAGGAGAAGCUUCUUUCUGAUCAUCCUCCUUCUGCUCACCAUGGCCAAGCUCUGACCUGCAACUUGCCAUGAAUGCUUCCAGUCUACUCCUAAUUCUUUUGAUCUCUUUGGUGUCUUAUAUAUAUAUAUA